Messenger RNA from Eruca vesicaria subsp. sativa (arugula), 432 nucleotides. NCBI's taxonomy places the organism in Eukaryota, Viridiplantae, Streptophyta, Magnoliopsida, Brassicales, Brassicaceae. The record is from the annotation of a GenBank genome assembly.
AUGCUGAUAAGAAAAAGUUUCAUGGUAGAGAUGGCCCCUAAAUUGACAGGUCCGGCUCUGUUCUUAACAAACACUUCUUUGCUGGCUAAACGACUCCUCAAUGGCGAGUUAGAACCUAAAAAGAUUUUGAACAUGUCACCCACUGAGUUAAAGGUGGGUCUAACAAAUGAGGAAACAGCGAAAAAUGAGCUUGAUGAUGCGAAACGAAUGCUGAUGAGUAAUGUAAGAUGCUCGAGAUGCAGUCAAAUUAAAAUUGGCCUGAGGGAUAUCUUUCAAACUGGGCAUGGAGAUCGCUAUCAGCUGGAGUGUGUUGCCUGUGUAAAUUCCUCGUAUGCCUCAAGGGAUGAGAUAUCAAUUCUAGAUAUAGACACUAAACUACCUUCCCGAAGUACAAGGAGUGAGGACGUUGAAAAUAAUUUAACCAGUCCUUGA